This is a messenger RNA of Camelus dromedarius (Arabian camel), 5386 nucleotides long. It is a transcript of the gene ZNF555, whose product is annotated as zinc finger protein 555. The transcript is spliced from 3 exons. Bases 641 to 2497 code for a protein of 618 amino acids. Gene Ontology annotation, biological process: regulation of DNA-templated transcription. The record is from RefSeq and is a predicted model, not a curated record. NCBI's taxonomy places the organism in Eukaryota, Metazoa, Chordata, Mammalia, Artiodactyla, Camelidae.
AUGAAAAUCUGUGGAGAAAAAAGAGUAGAAAGUGAGCUGGUGGUAACUAUUAUACAAAAAAGUUAAAAUUCAUCCUUCUAAAGAAACCUUUUUGCUCUGCUGGUGGGACUGUCCUUGUAGCCUGGGGAUCUUUAAGACAACGUGGCUUGCUGGCCCUUGCAGCACCCUGGGUCCCCCAGGCCCAUUGGCCUCUUGUGUUUGGUGAGGAGGGUAGAAAGACAAGUUCCCAGUCUUCCAGUGUGUUUUUACUCCUUAGAGCCUCAUCCAGGUUGACCUUGGGCUUCAUGUGCCUGUGGACAGUGUGCCAGAGGAAGGAGCUGAGGUCGCUUGUGUCAUGAGGGCUGAUGGGUCUUAAAAUGCAAAUCCUGUUUCAUCUGUAUAGCUUCUUCCUUUCCCCAGCGUGGUCUGAACGCUUUGGUGAGAGAAGAGUGAGACUUAGUGGUCAUGGUGACAGUGCUGAGCCGAGCUCAGUGUGUUAGUGCUGUUACACCUGUGAGGACAUGUGGACACAGUAAGAGGUGUGAUGACCGGGUCACAGAGUGGAUGUCGGGUGACCACAGAAUCUCGUUUGAACUUCCUGUGACUGAAGUCCAGAAGUCCCACGCUGUGCGUCUCACCUGUGCUCCUGCACCUGUACUGGAUGUUUCAGGACUCGGUGGUCUUUGAGGAUGUGGCCGUGGACUUCACUGUGGAGGAGUGGGCUCUGCUGGAUUCUGCUCAGAAGGAGCUGUACAGAGAUGUGAUGCUGGAAAACUUCAGAAACCUGGCCUCAGUGGAUGAUGACACUCAAUUUAAGGCCAAUGGGUCAGUUUCUCAGCAGGGUAUUUGUGGGAAUAAGAUACCCAAGGAACAGAAAAUAUCAAAGUUCACUGGAAGUGAUUCCUGGGCCUCCGUCGUAGGAAGAAUUUGGGAAGCACUUAGCCUUGGAGAUCAGCAUACAGACCAGGGGAGACAUCCGAGAAACCCUGUGGUGGAGGGACUCUGUGAAAGUGCUGACCAGCGUGGGGAAGGCCUCAGUCAGCAAACUGCGGUCAGACGGUAUGAAUGCAGGGCAGGCGGGAACGUCUUAGCGUGCCGCUCAUCCCUCAAGAGUCAUGGCGCUGUUCGCACUGGACACAAGGCGUAUCAGUGUCAGGACUGCGGGCAGGCCUACCGCUGUCGUUCACACCUAAGGACACACUUGAGAACCCACAAUGGAGAGAGACCCUAUGCCUGUAACCUGUGUGGAAAAACCUUUCCACGAACCUCUUCCCUCAACCGGCACACGAGGACUCACACCGCGGAGAAGACCUGUGAGUGUCAGCAGUGUGGGAAGGCCUUCAUCGACUUUUCCAGUCUCACGAGUCACGUGAGAACUCACACUGGAGAGAAGCCCUAUAAAUGUAAGGACUGCGGGAAGGCCUUCAGCUAUUCCUCGACCUUCCGACGACACAUGAUCACACACACGGGGGAGAAGCCCUACAAGUGCACAGAGUGUGGGGACGCCUUCAGCUAUUCCUCGACCUUCCGACGACACAUGAUCUCACACACGGGGGAGACACCACACAAGUGCAUGGAGUGUGGGGAGGCCUUCAGCUACUUCUCAGCUUUCCGAAGGCACGUGAUCACACACACUGGAGAGAAGCCCUAUGAAUGCAAACAGUGUGGGAAAACCUUCAUUUAUCUCCAGUCCUUCCGAAGGCAUGAGAGGAUUCACACUGGAGAGAAGCCCUACGAAUGCAAGCAGUGCGGGAAAAGCUUCAUUUACCCCCAGUCGUUCCGGAGACACGAAAGGACGCACGGUGGGGAAAAGCCCUAUGAGUGUGCCCAGUGUGGGAAGGCGUUCAGCCACCCCUCCUCCUUCCGGGGCCACACGAGAGUGCACACCGGAGAGAAGCCUUACGCAUGCAUCCAGUGUGGGAAAACUUUCAACUGGCCCAUAUCCUUACGAAAACAUAUGAGGACACACACCAGAGAGAAGCCCUACGCAUGUAAGCAGUGUGGGAAGGCCUUCAGUUUGCCUGCUUGCUUUCGUGAGCAUGUGAGGAUGCGUCCUGGAGACGAGCCGUACGAAUGCAAGCUGUGUGGGAAGGCCUUCUCCUGCCACGUCUCCUUACAGAAGCACAUGCGGAGGCACACCGCGGAGAAGCUUUACCAGUGCAGACAGUGCGCGAAAGCUUUCAGUUGGCCCGAACUUCUGCAGCAGCACGUGAGGACACACACGGCUGAGAAACCUUACGAAUGUAAGGAAUGUGGAAAAGUCUUCAAGUGGCCGUCAUCUCUGCCGAUACAUAUGAGGAUGCACACCGGGGAGAAGCCUUAUGAGUGUAAGCAGUGCGGGAAGGCCUUCAGUUGUUCCUCAUCCUUAAGAAGACAUGCGAGAAUACACACUGCAGAGGCACGCUACCUCCGUCACGUGGGAAGUCCUCCUGGGAGUGAACCGACGCACGGUGCUUCAGAGAAUUCCUGUCAGGAGAGAAACCUAAGUAAAGCUGUAAAUCUGGUGUUGCCUUUAUGAGUACCUCAUCCUUAAAGUGGACCCACAGAGAGUGUAUUUCCAGUUCUUUUGCAAAUGAACAUUCAGAUGAAAAUAAAUUGUCAAAGUCCUCAGCUCUAGUACAUUUUGCAGGUAGUGUUUUUUUCUCAUGGUUUAGGAAAUCUAGUUUGUUGGAAUCAUGGGUGACUGGAAGUGUAUUUUCAAUAUGUGAGUAGUUUAAAUACCUUAGUUGUUUAAAUUGCUCUCUGAGGGGUUAUUGGAAUAGUGACACUGUGGUACUUGGGAAUUUCUUACUGGCAUGGUGUGGCGGCUGCUGGAUAAUCGCCCGUGGUGUUGAGAGUCUUUAUUUAGGCCCGAGGAGGCUUGUUCUAGUUUUCUUAUAGUCGGCAGGAAUGUGUAAUUACGCAGAGUUGCGUGUGAAUUGUUACUUUGAUCGCUUCCCCUCUGUGCUGCCCUUGCUUGUGGUUGGGAAUUGAACAACAGGUUUUCACUUGAGACCCUUGUGAUGUGACCACGAGACAGAGUUUGGGACUGUGUCGUGUCGGCAUGGAUAAUGUUGGGAUCUGCACUUCCCAGAACCCCUUCCCACGAUCCUGCGUCUGACUUCACUGGCAGCCUGUCGGCAUGAGACUUGGAAGGGCGGGUGUGAAGCCAUUCCCAAGCUUCUGGAGUCACAGUAAAGUAUCGUGGAGAGAAGCACAGGGGUUUCCUGGGCGCCAGCUUUCAGCCCAUCUGAUCAUUGGCUCUUUUAAGAGUAUCAUGAAAAGAAGUGCCAACGACUUGAUUUCUGUUUUUCUCAGAGCUGCAGGCUCCCGUAAGUAUCUCCGGGAGCUCCAUGUGAAGGGUGUGCUCAUGUGGUCAGGCACUCACAACGUGGGUUUUCCCACAAACUCGCGCGUGUCCUGCAGCCUCGUUAGUGAUCUCCGGUGCUGUGAGCCCACUCCUCUAGACGCUAACGUGCUUUGUAAGUCUAACUUGUACAGCAAACUCCUUUUUCUCCGAACUUUCAGUGGCUCUCUGAUCCUGAUUCUGCCACGAGAGCUACACUGUUGCAGCAAAACAAAGUGACACACGGGACUUUGUUAGCCCAUCAUGCUUUGUGACGUGCUGACUCAGUCCUUCUACGCGAGAAACUCCUUCCUCAUAGGUCGGGGAGACGUCUGUUACUCAGAACUGAAUGCAGCUCCUUGAUAGGUGUUUGAUUGUCAUGUUUGAUUCUGACUCAUUGCAGUGCGUUUUCUUUGCAAGCAGGAUCUUUGCUUCUUAGAAACACCUUGCGUACUGUGUUUUCAAGUCACUUGUAUACUGUUAGCUCCUUGGGGCUGCUGGAAUGAAGCGCCGCAACGGGGCGGCUUCGGACAACAGGAAUCUUUGUCCCGCGGUCCGGGAAGCAGAAGCCCCAGGCCAGGCAGAAGCCCCAGGCCAGGCCGAAGCCCCAGGUCAGGCCGAAGCCCCAGGCCAGGCCGAAGCCCCAGGUCAGGCCGAAGCCCCAGGUCAGGCAGAAGCCCCAGGUCAGGCCGAAGCCCCAGGCCAGGCAGAAGCCCCAGGUCAGGCCGAAGCCCCAGGUCAGGCCGAAGCCCCAGGUCAGGCCGCUGGCAGGGCUGCGCUUCUCUGCAGGCCCUGGGGAGGGGGCGUUCCCGCGCCGCCCACGUCUGCUAGUUCGCUGGCUUGAAGGAAGCGAUGCUGGUCUUCACACAGCCUUCUGCCCGUGUGUCUGGCUCCUCACGCGUGGCUCUUCUUAUAAGGACGCCAUACAGAGUGGCUUAGGGCCCAUCCUAUGCCAGUAUGACCUCCUCUUAGCCCAUUACACCUGCAACACCCUAUUAUCAAGUAAGUCGUGUUCUGCAAUACUGGGCCUUCAACGUGUGGAUUUGGGGGAACACAAUUCGACCCAUAAGACUCAUAAAUGUUACUCUCUUUUUCACUUACUGAGAAUAUUUUUAAAUAUUCCCGUUGCAGUUAUGGAUUUCAACCAAUUCUGUUAAAUUUAAGCAUUAUACAUUCUGAGUCAACAUUACCUGGUCUAUACACGUUAAGGUAUUUUUUAUCAUGUAAACUUUAUUUUUUAUUGUUACAUACUUCAACAUUUGUCACUAAUGGAUUGCUUAUUGUUAACAGUAAAAACUGAAGUAAUGGUUUUGUCAAUGCUCUUCAGCCAAAACCCACUGGGCCCACACUGGUUUGAUCAAAGAAAAUUGGGUGUAUUGAGUUAAAGCAAUUUGAAUGAACACACAGUGGGGCUAUCAGUCAGAGGUUGUUUAAAAGAAUACACUUUUGGAUCAGGUUUAUGUUUGGUGAGUUUAGAAGGCAUAAAUGAGCUAUGUUAAAACUGACUGGUAAGCAAAAGCAGUCAGUCAUACUACCAAGAAGAGGGGAACGGUUAAUCAUUUUUGUGGUUGGGAGGUGAGCUCCAGAACAUGAAGUAUCAACUUGAGUAUGGUAUAGUAGAAAAGAAGCUGUAUUUGACAUUAUCAAACAGGAAAAAAUUUAAUAUUUUAUGGGAAGGAAGGAAGGGUGAAGCUUUUUGUUGUAAUGAUCCACAAAGCUCCAAGAGCCCACUUUACUUUUCACAGGUAUCAUUUCCACCCUUGUGGACUUCCAGCACUAGCCAGGGAAGGAAAAAAGUGUAGCAGUGUAACACCUUAGUGUUGUAAUAAAGACAGACAAUAUCUAAGAUACAUAAUUCUACAAUUUUUUCCAUGCUAACUUAGUCCUUCGUAGCAGUGUCAGGUUUGGAAAAAUUUUAUAUUUGCUUAAUUUUUAUUGGGAACUGUUGGAAAUUUUGAACACUGGAGGGCAAGUGUAAUUUCUGAGAACUCAUGGCACUUACACUUAGUGAAUUGUACUGCAUGCGUAUUAUAAAUAAUAGAAAAAACAAUAAAACCUUCGUUUGCUAAGGGAAAUUUUAAA